AUGAAGGUCUCAUGGCUUGGCAAAAAAAACUUGGACAUUCUAGGCUUUCCUGUGCAAGCUGCGCUCAUAUUUGCAGCAGGUAAACCCAACUGUCAACUAAACCCACCAAACAAUAUGAAUAGGAUAGAUGUUAUGCUCAGCAUCUUCAAUUUUGGCGGUUUUCAGGGUGGUGGUAGUGACGUGCUACCUGAAGAGCUUUCCAAAUUCGCGUCAUCGAUACUUCCAUCCUCCCGAGCAAUCAGUGGUGCUCUGACCAGCAAAAUUUCACAAUUUCUAGCACCGCCACGAAAUUACGGUGACGAUUCGAAACCGUUUUCAAGAAACAACAUGGAUUUCAUUAUUCAAAACGCGUACAAGGCGUAUGUGAGCCAAGGGAAACCGUGA
Molecule: messenger RNA, 384 nt
Organism: Angiostrongylus costaricensis
Lineage: Eukaryota; Metazoa; Nematoda; Chromadorea; Rhabditida; Metastrongylidae
Source: the annotation of a GenBank genome assembly